Messenger RNA from Arxiozyma heterogenica, 1062 nucleotides. RefSeq names its product phosphoinositide 5-phosphatase INP54 (gene INP54). The transcript has a single exon. The record is from RefSeq and is a predicted model, not a curated record. Gene Ontology annotation, biological process: phosphatidylinositol dephosphorylation. Gene Ontology annotation, molecular function: phosphatidylinositol-4,5-bisphosphate 5-phosphatase activity. Bases 1 to 1062 code for a protein of 353 amino acids. NCBI's taxonomy places the organism in Eukaryota, Fungi, Ascomycota, Saccharomycetes, Saccharomycetales, Saccharomycetaceae.
AUGUCUAAAGUCUCUAUAACAACUUUUAAUUGUGGCAAAUUAUUCCCAUUGCAUAAUAACCAGUUGGCUAGUUCUGUAAUUAAAUCCAUCAUUCCUAAUGUAUCCGAUGAAUAUGACCUUAUUGUAUUGGGAUUGCAAGAAGUUUCAAUGAUCUGGGAAUGUCUAGACCCAGAAAUUAUGUCAAACAAGAUUGGAGAAAUAAACAAAUUGAUACAGGGUCAUUUAGGUAAUAAUUAUUCAUCAAUUGGAUCAGAUUAUACAGGUGGGACGGCGCUUUUUUUAUUUGCAAGAAACAAUAUGACAGUGCACUCUUUGAUAAGGGAUCAUUGUAAGCGUGGUAUAAUAAACUCUUCAUUAAAAGGUUCUGUGUCUAUUACAUUACAAGUAACCAAUUCAAAUCAGAGUGAUUUUUUAGAGACUUAUUGUUUUAUUUGUUGUCACCUAACUGCAAAUGAAGGUAUCAAAAAUUUAAAUUAUAGGAUUAAAGAUAUUGAAGCUAUUAUAGAUUCUUGUAAAACAAAUAUCCCUUCUUCUUUAUUUGAAAAUUCUCUAUUAUUUCUUUUUGGUGAUUUAAACUUCAGAGUUAACCCAUUAACCAGAGUUUAUGAAGGAGAUGAACUUCUACAUCUUCUUAACACGCACCCCUUAUUUAAGAAUUUAAAAGAGUUUAGGAUUAAUUUUAAUAAGACAUAUAAAUAUGUGUUAUACGAUGCAGCUAAUUCGUUUAAUAUGAAAAGAAAUCCCUCCUGGUGUGAUAGAAUACUAUAUAAAUGUAGUAACAAUGAAAAUAACAUUAGUAUUGAAUCAUAUGAUGCAAUUUCAAGAGGUUCAAGUUUAUUAUUUUCUGAUCACCAACCAGUUCAAUUAAAGUUUAUUAAUAAAAAUCCUCUAAAUUUAACUGGGAACAAAAAUAUUAUCAAGAGAAAAGAUUUCAUGUUAUGUGAGGUUAAUUAUCCUGAUAUAAUAAUUAGUUAUGUGGAUUGGUUACUUUAUAAAAGAUUUCACUAUUGGAUUAUAUCAAGUGUAAUACUACUCUUUAUUGUAAAGAAUAUAAUGUUUUAA